Sordaria macrospora k-hell is the source of this 231-nucleotide messenger RNA. The record is from RefSeq and is a predicted model, not a curated record. NCBI's taxonomy places the organism in Eukaryota, Fungi, Ascomycota, Sordariomycetes, Sordariales, Sordariaceae.
AUGUGCUGUUGCAUUCCCUGCUGGCCUUUCGCCGACGUCGAUUUCGAGCGCGAGCCGGUUAACCGGUACGGCGACAAGUAUCACUACGUGUUCAACGAGAGCACGAGGGCCUGGGAGCUGCGCGAAGUGACCUCGGGGAACAGCAGCAGUUUGGGUACAUUAAGAGGUAAGGACCCUCAGGUUGAAACUAUGGGCCACGAGAACAUCGAAAGCAGCGGAAGACGUGUUUGA